CAUGCUAGUUUCCUUUACACUGCACAAAUACACAUCUUUCUCUUUUCUUUUCUUUCCCCUCUUACUCACUCUGACACAAAAUUUUUGUGUGAAUAAGAUUCUACCAUGGAAAGAACAAACUCACUUUUCUUUUCUUUUUAUUUUCUUUUUCUGAACAUGAAACCAAACUUAUGAAACAACUUCCAUUUGAAAACAGUUAAAAAUUUUCAACAACAUCAUCAUUAUUUUCAUUAUCAUCAGUUUCAAAAUAGUAAUAUCUGUUUGUUUCUGUUCUGUUUCUCCAUAUUGAAAAUGAUGAAGCCAACAAGAGUUUUUAUAGAUUUUCUUUGUUUUGCAUUUUUCUUGUUUUGGAGUUCUAAUGCUUUGCUUUCUUCUAAAGGUGUAAACUUUGAAGUUCAAGCUUUGAUGGGAAUAAAAGAGUCUCUAGUGGAUCCACAUGGUGUUCUUGAUAAUUGGGAUGGUGAUGCAGUUGAUCCAUGUAGUUGGACUAUGGUUACAUGUUCUAAUGAAAAUCUUGUCAUUGGAUUGGGCACUCCGAGUCAAAGUUUAUCAGGUACUCUAUCUCCAAGCAUAGGGAAUUUAACCAAUCUUCAGAUUGUGCUUCUCCAGAAUAACAACAUAACCGGGUCAAUCCCUUCGGAAUUUGGAAAACUUCCUAAGCUUCAGACUCUUGAUCUCUCUGACAAUUUCUUCAGCGGUGAAAUUCCUCCUUCUCUCGGACACUUGAAAAGCCUUCAAUACUUGAGGUUUAAUAAUAACAGCCUUGUUGGUGAAUGUCCAGAAUCACUAGCUAACAUGACACAACUUUCUUUUCUUGAUCUGUCUUACAAUAAUCUCAGUGGACCUGUACCGAGAAUUUUGGCCAAAUCUUUUAGCAUUAUUGGUAACCCUCUUGUUUGUGCUACCGGAAAUGAACCAAACUGUCAUGGGAUGACAUUGAUGCCAAUAUCCAUGAACUUAAACAAUACUAAUCUAGAUGUUUUACCAUCGAGCAAACCAAAAAGUCAUAAAAUGGCUAUAGUCUUCGGCUUGAGUCUGGGAUGUCUCUGCAUGAUAGUUAUCGGUUUUGGACUUGUUCUUUGGAGGAGACACAAGCAUAAUCAACAAGCGUUCUUCGAUGUUAAAGACCGGCAUCACGAAGAAGUUUACCUUGGAAACUUGAAGAGAUUUCCAUUCAGAGAACUCCAAGUUGCUACUCACAACUUCAGCAACAAAAACUUAGUUGGAAAAGGCGGUUUUGGAAAUGUCUACAAAGGAAUUCUCUCGGACGGAACUGCUGUAGCUGUCAAGAGGCUUAAAGAUGGAAAUGCAAUUGGAGGAGAGAUUCAAUUUCAGACUGAAGUUGAAAUGAUUAGCCUCGCGGUACAUAGAAAUCUGCUUCGACUUUAUGGAUUUUGCAUGACAUCAUCCGAAAGACUUUUGGUUUAUCCUUACAUGUGCAAUGGAAGUGUUGCGUCUCGUUUGAAGGGUAAACCCGUCUUGGAUUGGGGAACAAGGAAGAACAUUGCAUUAGGAGCAGCAAGGGGACUACUAUACCUUCAUGAACAAUGUGAUCCAAAGAUAAUCCAUAGGGAUGUGAAGGCUGCAAACAUAUUACUUGAUAACUACUGUGAAGCUGUAGUAGGUGAUUUCGGUUUGGCAAAGCUUUUGGAUCAUCAAGAUUCACAUGUCACAACAGCAGUGCGAGGAACUGUAGGACAUAUUGCACCCGAAUAUCUUUCGACAGGACAAUCCUCUGAGAAAACUGAUGUGUUUGGAUUCGGCAUUCUUCUCCUUGAGCUGAUUACAGGUCAGAGAGCCUUAGAAUUCGGAAAAGCUGCUAACCAAAAAGGAGCCAUGCUUGAUUGGGUGAAGAAAAUUCAUCAAGAGAAGAAACUCGAACUCCUUGUGGACAAAGAUCUAAAGAGCAACUACGACAAAAUCGAGCUCGAGGAAACGGUUCAAGUAGCCCUCUUAUGCACUCAAUAUCUUCCAAGCCAUAGACCUAAAAUGUCAGAAGUGGUAAGAAUGCUUGAAGGUGAUGGACUAGCUGAGAGAUGGGAAGCUUCACAAAGAACAGACACUUCAAAAUGGAAACAUCAUGAAUCAUCUUUAUCAGAUAGAUAUUCUGAUCUUACUGAUGAUUCUGUGUUAUUAGUCCAAGCUAUGGAGCUUUCAGGACCAAGGUGAAUUUUGUUUAGGAAAAUAUUAAAUUUUAUCUUAAAGUUUUCUAAAGAAUGAAGAUGAAAUUAAGAGUAGGUUUAAAUAUGUUUUUGUUUUUUUUUGUAAGUAUGAUAUUGUUUUGCUUUAAUCUAUGUUGUUUUGAGGAAAGAUUAUAUGUUGUAUGAUAGGAGGUUUUGUUUGCUUUUAAAUGUACAAAGUCUGAUUUAUUGAAUGUUAAUUUUGUAAUAUUAAUCAACAAAAGCAUAUAUUUUAAGGUCUA
Messenger RNA from Lathyrus oleraceus (garden pea), 2422 nucleotides. RefSeq names its product protein NSP-INTERACTING KINASE 1. Gene Ontology annotation, biological process: protein phosphorylation. Bases 292 to 2169 code for a protein of 625 amino acids. Gene Ontology annotation, molecular function: protein kinase activity; ATP binding. The record is from RefSeq and is a predicted model, not a curated record. The transcript has 11 exons. Lineage: Eukaryota; Viridiplantae; Streptophyta; Magnoliopsida; Fabales; Fabaceae.